Messenger RNA from Salvia miltiorrhiza (redroot sage), 1394 nucleotides. RefSeq lists its product as uncharacterized. The transcript is spliced from 12 exons. Bases 259 to 1224 code for a protein of 321 amino acids. The record is from RefSeq and is a predicted model, not a curated record. Gene Ontology annotation, molecular function: aminoacyl-tRNA deacylase activity. NCBI's taxonomy places the organism in Eukaryota, Viridiplantae, Streptophyta, Magnoliopsida, Lamiales, Lamiaceae.
CAAAAACGAAACUUAUACAUAAACUUUUACAAAAUUAAUCCUUCCUUCUUAACCAAGAAAAUUACGUAAAAGAUUAAAUUGAAAAGGAGACAAGACAAGGGCAAGGUUGAACACUUUCAUUCCGGUGGAGGGUAUUAUUGGAAACUUCCAAUAUAAACAAAAUGAAAUAUUUUUGCCCUCUCUCUCGACUGAAAUAACACUGCAAAUUUCGCACCGCCGCUUUGAGAAAAAUCUACCCGGCGCUUCAUCGGAGGAGAGAUGGCUUUCACGAAAGAGCAGCUCCUUGCACGUUUACAGGAGCUUCAAAUAGGUUUCUCCCAGUACGAGCAUCCUGUUGUAUUGACAGUGGAAGCUCAGGCGAAGUAUGUUGGGAACAUGAAAGGUGCACUGAGCAAGAAUUUGUUCUUGAAGGACAAGAAACAAAGAUAUUAUAUUAUUUCUGCUUUGGCGGACACAAAGGUAGAUCUCAAAGUUCUGUCUCAGAGACUUGGUCUGGGAAAAGGAGGUGUUAGAAUGGCUCCAGAAGAAGCGCUUUCGGAGAUUCUUCAUGUGCCCCUAGGUUGUGUUACUCCCUUUGCUCUUGUGAAUGAAUCAGCAAGGCAUGUUUCUUUGUUGUUAGAUAAAGGAUUUAAAAGUCAAGAAUGCUGUUUCUUCCAUCCAUUGUCUAAUGACAUGUCAAUUGCUCUUAAUGCUCAUGAUCUUGACAAGUUUCUGAAUUCAAUUGGAAAACCACCUGCCUAUGUUGAUCUGGAGGCUACCCCUACUGUAGGGAAGGAUCAACCUCCAGAUCUAGCUAGUCUUGUCCCAUCUGAUGCAUCAGUCUCAGCAGACCCUCCAGUAAAACAGGAAUCUUCUCAAGGUCCAAAUAAAAAUCAUAUCUCUGCAGAUAACCAACCAGUAAUUACUGCAGGGGCGAAACCUGCAAAACCAUCUAGUGCUUCUACAAAGGAGAAACCAUCUGGUGCUGUGAAUAUGUCAAUCACUUAUGCUGACCCUGAUAAAUUUGUUGAAGAGAUUCUGGAAAAGACUAGAACCAGAGUUCUCUCAGAGAUAAAAGAGGACGAGAACAUAGAGAAAUAUCGGGAGCAACUUGCAACUAUAGUUUCGAACAAUAUAAGCAAACAACUUAGCAUAGAGUUGAAGAAUCUUGCUAUAAUAUUCAAGAACACGGCAUAUACAGAAGGCUUCAAAGCUGGUAUUCAUUAUCAGCCGAAGAGAAUGUAAAAUCAUCCACAUUCAUAGAAAAUGCAUAGAAACAGAGGAAAAAGUAACUGGUGAAAUAUGAACAGAAUUGGUUGGUUGCAUUUUUUCAUAUGCAAUUCGAGUUGAAUGAUGUGAUUCUUUAAUCCGACAUAUGAUGACUUUUCUUUAUUAUAAGUUUCCUGUUGAAUUCC